Hydractinia symbiolongicarpus is the source of this 561-nucleotide messenger RNA. Its product is annotated as zinc finger protein 420-like. Lineage: Eukaryota; Metazoa; Cnidaria; Hydrozoa; Anthoathecata; Hydractiniidae. The transcript has a single exon. The coding region runs from base 1 to 561 and encodes 186 amino acids. The record is from RefSeq and is a predicted model, not a curated record.
AUGGAAAACAAGAGCUGUUCGAAGUGUAAAAGGAGCCUUUUACUAGAUGCAUUCAAGGAGACGAAAACGACAAAAACAUGCAUCAAAUGCCUCGAUGUUAACAAAGCGUCACGGGAACGUACAAAGUGCCCGCAUAAAAAGCAGAGGGCCUUGCGUAAGGAGUGCAAGGGUAGUCAAAUCUGCGCACAUGAAAAAAGGAAAUCCAGGUGCAAGGAGUACAAGGGCCGUCAAAUCUUCCCUCAUGAAAGGCGAAGAUCUCAAUGUAAGGAGUGCAAGGGCAGUCAAAUCUUCCCUCAUGAAAGGCGAAGAUCUCAGUGUAAGGAGUGCAAGGGCAGUCAAAUCUGCCCUCAUGAAAGGCGAAGAUCUCAAUGUAAGGAGUGCAAGGGCUGUGAAAUCUGCCCUCAUGAAAGAAUAAGAUCCUAUUGCAAGGAGUGCAAGGGCAGUCAAAUCUGCACUCAUGUAAGAAUAAGAUCUCAAUGUAAGGAAUGUGGAGGCGGAGGCAUUUGUGAACAUCAAAAAAGGAAAUACAGGUGCAAGAAAUGCAAGAAGGUUAAACAAUAA